Cicer arietinum (chickpea) is the source of this 2036-nucleotide messenger RNA. Its product is annotated as transcription factor DIVARICATA-like. Gene Ontology annotation, molecular function: DNA binding. The record is from RefSeq and is a predicted model, not a curated record. NCBI's taxonomy places the organism in Eukaryota, Viridiplantae, Streptophyta, Magnoliopsida, Fabales, Fabaceae.
AACCAAUCACAACUCACCCCUUUGACCUCUCUUUCUCACUCUUGUUUUCUGUUCCACAUAUCGCUGUCUUUCAAUCACUACAAAGAACUAACACAUUUCUAUUCACUACUUCCACUCCCCUACACUGCUACUUUCACAACCACAACUUAUGCUUAUUUUCACCUCAAAGUUGAUACCUUUUUCCCUUUCUCAAUUACCCUCUUCAUUCUUUUUGUUCUAUUAGGCUUCCACAAUCAUACUUAUGUAAAAUAUGUAUCUUUUUUGCAUUUGGGAACUGACCCAGUUACUCUAAAACCCUUUUGGUUCGUGGGUUGAUGUCAGUCUUCUAAAUUUUGUUGUGAGUUUUUUUUUUUCUUUUUCUUUUUAACCUUAUCUCUUUUCACUCUUUUAGAUCUGAUUAGUUUUAUGAAAGUUUCAACUUUGCACACCAUUUGUUUGAAAAAUGGAAUUUUUCCUUGGAUUUUGGAAAAAAAAGUCCUUUUUUAGAUUCCUAAGUUGUGGGUAGCUGAAAUAAGCAGCAGAUUCUUCCCAUAUGCCUUUUGAUUAUAUGCUUCUUUGGCAGUAAGAAGUUUCACUUUUGUGCCUUAUCUCUCUCUCUCUUUGAACUUCUCUUUGUAAGAGAGAGAUGAAGAGUUAGAUUAUAUUAUAUUGUUUCGAUAUGUUUUCUUGCUAUAUGCAAUUUUUAUCAUCUAGAAAAAUGAAUAGCGAAAUUGAAGUUCUUUCACCAUCCUCAUAUAUCCAAAAUUCCAAUUGGUUGUUUCAAGAAAACAAAGGUGCAAAAUGGACACAAGAAGAGAACAAGCUGUUUGAGAAUGCUUUAGCUUAUUAUGAUAAGGAUACUCCUGAUAGAUGGAUAAGGGUUGCUGAGAUGAUUCCUGGAAAAACUGUUGGUGAUGUGAUUAAACAGUAUAGGGAGCUUGAAGAAGAUGUUUGUGUUAUUGAAGCUGGUUUGAUUCCUGUUCCUGGUUAUACCACUAGUUCUUUCACAUUGGAUUGGGCUAACAAUCAAGGAUUUGAUGAGUUCAAGCAAUUUUGUAGUGUUGGUGGGAAAAGGGGUGCUUCGACUCGGCCGACUGAGCAGGAAAGGAAGAAAGGUGUGCCAUGGACCGAAGAGGAGCAUAGGCAAUUUCUUCUGGGUCUGAAGAAGUAUGGUAAGGGAGAUUGGAGAAACAUCUCUAGGAAUUUCGUGACGACAAGGACACCUACUCAAGUUGCAAGUCAUGCUCAGAAGUACUUCAUCAGACAAGUAACAGGAGGGAAGGAUAAGCGGAGAUCGAGUAUCCAUGAUAUCACAGUCGUCAAUCUCCCAGAAACAAAAUCUCCUUUGUCUGACGGUAGCAUGCCUUCUCCAAAUCCGCAGAAGAAUCAUAAAUUGUCUAGCAUGAUUAAGCAGGAAUAUGACUGGAAAUUACCAGAUGAGGAGGCUAUGCCAUUUGUUUUCAAUUCAACAACUAAAGGAAACAUGUUUGUGGCACCAUUGUGCGGGAUUGCGUCACACGAGUCGAAACCGCCGGGGUGUAAUGUACUCCGAGGCAUUCAACAUGGAUGCCAGUUUUCACUACCUUUUGAUACUAUAUUGCAAAUGCAGCAUCAAUGAACUGUGCAUAUGAUGCAGGGUUUUAGAGUUUUUAAGGUACUAAAAUUCUAAAACUUUUUCAGUGAUGAUGGAUUGCUUCAUAGAUUAGUCCCUAGUAAUUAGAAUCUAUGAAGAGAGAUUAGUUCAUGUUGUUUAUGAUAUGAAAUUUCUGGCACUAGUUUGAUAAACAGAAGUGAAGUUUGGACAUGUGUGAUAUGAUUUUGCUGAUUAUGUUUGGAAAUUUGAUUGUAAUUAGAAAAUUUGAGUGAGCAUCCUCCUACAUGGACUUGAGUUAUUUGCAUAAUGCUCUCAGCUAGUUGAGUUAUCUCUCAACUUUUUAUGAGAUGUGAUUUAAAUAAUAUGUAGUUCCAAGUUCACUCAAGCAAUUAUGUAAAGGCACCAAUCAUGUUGAUGUACUAUUUGUGUAAUCCUUAGUAAAAAUAUAUAUUUGGGUUGCUAA